UGUGAUAUCUUCUUUUAUUCAUACUUUGAGCAGUCUUAAAUUUCUUUUAUCCCCCUUUUAUCCUCUUUUAAUGAUAGCCAUUGCCCUCUUUCGUCAGUCUUGGUUUCACCCUCUUAACUGUAAUGGCGGGCUCUGGGAAUAGUGUCAUUGUUUACAGCAUAUUAGCUGUGGUCUUUCUUUGCUUUGCUAUUGCUUGCUUGAUUGAUAUAAUUGUCCUGCCUAUUGUGUAUUCUCAAUCGACCAAAUACAAUGAACAGUAUGCAGUUGUUAUGGAUGCUGGAUCUUCUCAUUCUGACAUAUAUCUCUACCAGUGGGACCUCCCUUUAUACCAAGAUACUGGAGUAGUAUCACAGAACAGUGUAUGCAAGUCAGCAGGUAAUCCCAUCAAUACCUACACUGUUCCAUCAGAAGCAGCUGAGUCAUUUCAAAGUUGUGUUGAUGAAGUUUUAAACAAUGUCCCAGGGUUUUUAAACAAUCCUCCCGACAAUAAAGUAAAUAUGUGGCUAGGAGCAAGUGCUAAUAUGAGAAUAUUAAGGCAUGAAAACAGGUCACUUGCUGAUAGUAUAAUAAAUGAGAUCAAUACUAGAUACCAGGCAGAGACACAAAUAAACGCAAAGAUAUUGACUGGGCAGGAGGAGGCAGUUGGUAGAUGGAUAACAACAAACUAUAUUGUAGGAACCUUAGCAAGAUCUUAUCCUUCAGGACCAGCUACAUCAGGUAAUACAGUUGGAGCCCUUGAUAUGGGUGGAGGAGAUGGUGACUCCCUUGAAGUUGCAUUCAUCCCUUCAACCUCUAGCCCAUCAGAUCACAUGCAAACUGUGUCUCUCUUUGGUAAUUCGUAUGAUGUGUACGGCAGGAGUUAUCUAUGCUAUGGUACCUUUGAGGGAUUUAGAAGAAUAGUAGCUUAUGCUGUGAUGAAUGCUAGUUACAGUCAAUCAGUAGAUUUCCCUUGUUUUCCCACUGGAUAUACAGCUAAUUGGCCGUCAUCGUUUAUCUUUGGUAAUCAUUAUUGUAGUACUGGAUUGCGUCCUGCUGAUCCUACUAGUACACCUGAGAUAUAUAAUAUUACUGGGACUAGUGACCCCAAAAGAUGCCAGGCAUUGAUUGGAGUGGCAAUGGACUUCAAUGUUAAUAUCAGUAAUGGAGAGACUAUUAAUCAUGUGGUACCUAGACCUACUGGAUCAUUUUAUGGUUUUUCAAAUUUCUAUUAUACCGGGUUAGCGUACAACACUUUUUUUCUAAACUCAACUCUACUGGGAUCUUUCUCAGCAAAUGUUUCGGAAAGGUGCUCACUGACAUGGAGUGAACUGACUCAAAGAUAUGGAAGUGAUCAAUACAGGGUCUACAGGUGUGUUGAUGCAGUCCUUAUUCUACAUUUCCUUGAAGGUGGGCUUGGUUUUGAUGCUGCUAACAAUGACUGGUCUAUCAGAAUUGUGAUGGAACUUAACAGUCUCACUCCUGGAUGGUCGUUGGGCUACAUGCUUCAAAAGACUUCAGAAAUAACUUCUGAACCAUAUACUGAAUACCCGUUCUCAUCUGUUGAUCUGAUUGCAGGACUGAUAACCCUCAUCAUUGCUUGCAUUGUGUUUACUGUUAUGUCUGUUGUUUCGUUCUUUUUUUGCAAGAAGAGUUGUGAAGACUAACUAUAUACUUUUUCCUAUGCUGCUAAUAGUUUUCUGCUGAUUUUUUUUAGUAAUUAAUUUGUGUUUGAGCUGCAUCAAAAAUUUAA
Molecule: messenger RNA, 1729 nt
Organism: Amphimedon queenslandica
Lineage: Eukaryota; Metazoa; Porifera; Demospongiae; Haplosclerida; Niphatidae
Product: ectonucleoside triphosphate diphosphohydrolase 3-like
Exons: 9
Coding region: 123-1643 (506 amino acids)
Biological process (GO): nucleoside diphosphate catabolic process
Cellular component (GO): plasma membrane
Molecular function (GO): UDP phosphatase activity; GDP phosphatase activity; ribonucleoside triphosphate phosphatase activity
Source: RefSeq, a predicted model, not a curated record